Molecule: messenger RNA, 5293 nt
Organism: Xyrichtys novacula (pearly razorfish)
Lineage: Eukaryota; Metazoa; Chordata; Actinopteri; Labriformes; Labridae
Source: the annotation of a GenBank genome assembly
AUGCCGCCAAGCAGUGAUGCACUCCAUCAGCACCUCCUCCGAGUAGCUUAUCAGGUAAUGAUAUAAGACAGCCAUACAUAUGGGCAUACUAUUUCAAUGUCAUAAAGUAUAUCACUAAUCGUAAUUUUCUUUACAGAGUGGACAUGUUUGGGGCAGUAUGCUGGUCAAAGACGCUGUUACUGUCUAACUCUCACAGUGGGGAUGGCAGCAGGAUUCCCCAGACAGAGCACCCACACCUCUAUACACUACUACUGCAAUUAUUUCAAGGGACUUGCCAGAACUCGUUAUUUGCAAGUGCAAGACAGACUGUAAGCCACCUUGCAAAUGCUGCAUGCAGAGGCAGCCAUGCAUGUCUUGUGGGGUCCUCCAUAUGAGUGAGACUUAAAGCUGUAAAAUAUGAUGAAAACAUCCAAUCUAAACAUCUAAAGGAAAAAUAUCAUUGGUAUAAUUAGAUACCUGAUUUUCUGAUCUGUGUUUCACAAAGUUAUGUUAACUCUGAUCCAUUGAAGACUCUUAUAUGUUGUCAGACAUCAGUCAUGCACUUGGAUUUUCUUUUUUUUCUUUUUUUGCAUAAAGUGGCUUACAUUAACUUUUUUUAUUCUUGUGGUUUCUUUAAAUUUCCUCUUUGUAUGCAUUUUUUAUGCUCAUGCCUUAAACAUUACUGACUCUUCUUUUUUUAAUUCUAGGUUUUGCCUUUAAAAGUGUUUUCUUUAGUAGAUUACUCCAACACUGAGAGCGAUGAGAGUGUGACCAACAAGCCUAUGUCUUCACCCUGUCAUGAAGUGUUUCCAAAGCUAAGGACAAAUAGUAUUCUGGUAAGCCUCACAUCCUUAAUAGCAAAAACCUUUUAAUGGGUCAUUUUGACAAAAAUCUACACUUGCUAUUGAAACUGGCUUUCAACAUCUUUACCUUUAUAUUACUCCUUUUAUAAAUAAAAAUGGAACAACAUUUUUCUCUCUCAAGUGACGACCACACAGAGGGCCUUUCCACUUGCAACUCUGACAUAGUAUCACAUAGGGUGAGGAAUGACUGCUUCAUAAAAAGUCUAUUUUUACUUGUCUAAUUUGUCAGUACAAGGAUACUGCCAUAUAAAGUCAAAAACAUUUUUUUCUAACUACAGUUGCAGACUUGCACAUUCAUUAAAAUGUACAUCUGCCAUUCCAGUUGGCCUGCCGGGUGAUGACUUUUUCUUCCCUUUUAUUUAUAUCGCUCUUAGUAAUAAUUUUUAAAAUAUCUUUCUCAUGAGUGGCUGUGCCUCCUCACUCAUAUACUCUGAUUUUUGCUUAUUUUUCAGACUCAUAUAUUCUUUGUUUUUCUCUCUUCUUGCUAUGUAAAUCAGAGUACAGGGUAUACCUUAACCCUGAUUUAAUUGUCUUGCAGAUGCAAACAGAACCAGAUUUUGGUCGUCCUCAGUAUGAUUCGAAUGAGAGUGUAGUGGAUAAAACCAGUGAUGAGGAUUCUGUAACGGAUCAUUCCAGCAUGCACUCAGUUUGUGAACUUGUUCGCAAGCUAAGAAGAACAAAGAGUAUUCUGGUAUGCCUCUGACAGUGAAUACAAAUGACUCAUUCAUUGUCUAUUCUGCCCAAACUCCUUUGCUGUGUUGUUAAUAAAGACUGUAACUAAUAUGGAUAAGUGUAACCCAAUAUGACUCUCUUUUGCAGAUGAAAGAGGGACAAGGUUUUCUAAUCUUUAUGAUUCAAGUGAUGACUUAGGAAAACUUAUCCCCUGCAAGCAGCCAUAAAUAAAGACAGAGGGACAAGAAUUCAUGCACUGUGUGUACUGCUAUGCAUUAUAUACAAGAAGGGUGAUGUGGAGACACUCUGAAGUCUGCAAAUUCAAGCCUGACGGGAAGACCUCUAAACCAGGAAGAGCAAGAGUCCAGGCACUGUGCUUCUGCUGAACCAGCUCCUGUGAGAUAUAGUGAUGGAAACUGGAGAUUUCUGAAUGAAAUGAACCAGGACAAGAUCUCUGCAGCUAUUAAAAAGGACAGUUGUAUUCUAGAGUAUGGUUACAGACGGUUUAGAAAGAAUGAGAGGGUCACAACUCAACACCAGUACAUCCGGCAGAAACUAAGGAAACUCGGCAGACUGGUUCUUGCAGCAAGAGAGGUUGUACCUUUGAAGACUAUCAAAAAGCUGAUCAAACCUGAGAACUAUGUGCAUGUUGUUUCUACUGGGAGAUCCCUGACUGGAUUCAGUGAAUAAACUGGAAAAUAUAAAUGCCCAUCUCUAGCACGCAAAGUUGGACACAGCUUGCAUUCUUUGUCCAUAUUUCUUAAGUCAGAAGGACUGAAAAUGAGAGACAAAAAAACUGUGCAAGAUGCUGAGGAAUUUGCACAGCUGUAUCAAGAAAGUUAGAAAUUUGACAUCGCAAGCCAAGCAUUAACCCAUUUAAAAAAACGUUUCAUUUCUAAGGCUUUAAAAAUGUUACUGAAUGAUAUAUCAAUGCAUUUCCAGCAGAUUUGAAAAUAAUAAAGGGUCUUUAUGAAAUAUGUGCAGUGUCACAUGUUUACUGUAAAUUGUCACAUGACCAGAGCUGUUUACUUCCUGUUUGCGCCAAGCGAAGAGGAUGGCAGCAAGAAAGCUCCCAAAGAAAGGAUUAGUAAAGUAUGUUAACAUAAAGAUAGGACAUAGAUUUUUGGUACACAUCAUGUUUAAGGUGUCUAGUAUCGAUAAAUGCAUUUGCAAAUACUCAACUUUGUUUAAUGUGGUCAUAGAACUCACAUGUCACCGGCAACAAUAGUGACCUAUGGGAUAACCCAUUGUAUCUACAUGUUAAUACACAUAGGCUAACUGUUCUACCUUUCUUUCUGCUGCUACCUUUCUUCCUAAUUUUACACAAAGACACACACACAGAAACACACACACGCACACACACACACACACACACACACACACACACACACACACACAUACACACACACACACACACACACACACACACGAAGACUAGCUAGCUAACUCUACUUGAACAGUCAAAGUGGAAUGCUCCACAGCUCCUGCCAUUCACUCAGGACAUCCAGAUACUUCAUUCCUUUUUAACUGAAAAACAGCAGCAAGUCUCCGAUGCCCUGAAAGAAGACUUAUAAUUGCACCUCAUCUCUCACAUAUUCCUUUAUAUGCUUUGUAAAAAUUGUUAAAUUUGAUAUAAACUUGGACAAUCAGUGUCUGCCAUUUAAUAAUGUGACCCUGCAAGGUAAAAGAAAUACAUUAAAUGUUCAAAUGUAGCCAAAUGAAAAUAAAUAUUUUGCACAGGACCUGGACAAGACGUUAUUUUUUAAGUAAAAUUGUUUUAAUUUUGGUAUUUCUCUUGUCCAUUUUAAGUAUUGAUGCAUCCCGAGAGGAUUGGUCAUUUGGCCGCCUGGUGAAUGAUGAACACAGACAUCCAAACUGCCGUAUGAAAAAAAUUGAGGUAAAGGGAAGCCCACACUUGGGUCUUUUUUCUUUAAAAGACAUAAGGGACGGUGAAGAGAUUACAUAUGACUAUGGAGGCAACGACUGCCCAUGGCGAAUGCAAGUAUGUCUGAUGAUUGCACCGUAGAAUGUAUCAGAAUAUCAUUGUGUAUAAAGGUGUCUUCUUAAGUGUUUUCACAUUUUUUGGAAAUUUUGGACAGGAUAUUACUCAUUGUGAGGGUAAUGUGUUGUCAAUCAGGUCUACUAAUUACUAUUUACCUACUUGGAUAUGAUUUAGUGUUGACAUUACAUUGACCUAAAGCUCUUCAUAUCUACAUUGUCUUUUCCUCACAAAUCAUUGCAGAUGAAGUUGUGUGCCAUGGAUUCUCAUCCUAACAUUGUCUUUUCCUUAAAAAUCAUUGCAGAUGACAUUGUGUGCCAUUAAAACUGAUCAUGUCAAGAGCUCUGAUCCUGCUGUUAUGUCUGAGAAACAGAUGGAAGAAGCCUCAUGCUCACAGGACACUCCUCAACAGGUAUUUUCACCUUCAUCACCUGACAUUUACUUUUACAGCCUGUGUAAGUUGUGUUUUAGCAACUUAAUACAGCAAAUGGGCUCCUUGUGAGGGUACUUUGUUGUCAAUCAGGUCUACUAACAGCUAAAUCCAAUGCCUCAAUGUGACAAAAGAUGACAGGACUUUAAAGUUGGAUGUGAACCUUUGUGGAUUGUUUCCCUGGGGCCAAAUAUCAUGUUGGUCUGGCAAAUUUACGACGUCCCCACAAUGCACUUUUUUACAUUAGUAUUAGUGUUGAGUAUAAACCAGAGAUGCUUUGUCCCCAUAAAGAAUGAUAACAUGGUGUGUUAAAUGUCCCCAUUAAGCUUGUUGUAUUGAAGAUGUGUGACUGAAACACACAGGUUGACUUAUUAGUCUGAAAUAUUACAGUAUUUUUUUUGAUUUUUUUUUUUCUUAAGUCUGAUGUUUUGGCUAGUAUAUAAGAUUAGAGAUUCUUAAGAACAUGCAUUAACCUACUUGAAUAUAAUUUAGUGUUGACAUUACAUUGAUCUAAAGCUCUUCAUAUCUACAUUGUACUCUAUUUACAAAUCAUUGCAGACAACAUUGUGUGCCAUGGAUACUCAUCCUUACACUAUAUUUUUCGUACUUAUUAUUGCAGAUGACAUUAUGUGCCAUUAAAACUGAUCAUGUCAAGAGCUCUGAUCCUGCUGUUGUGUCUGAAAAAUGUAUGGAAGAAGCUUCAUGCUCACAGGACACUCCUCAACAGGUAUUUUCACCUUCAUCACCUGACAUUUACUUUUACAGCCUGUGUAAGUUGUGUUUUAGCAACUUAAUACAGAAAAUGAGCUCCUUGUGAGGGUACUUUGUUGUCAAUCAGGUCUACUAACAGCUAAAUCCAAUGCCUCAAUGUGGCAAAAGAUGACAGGACUUUAAAGUUGGAUGUGAACCUUUGUGGAUUGUUUCCCUGGGGCCAAAUAUCAUGUUGGUCUGGCAAAUUUACGACGUCCCCACAAUGCACUUUUUUCAUAUUAGUAUUAGUGUUGAGUAUAAACCAGAGAUGCUUUGUCCCCGGCUUAACUUCCCAUGGAAAGUUUCUGGAAGUUUACCAGAAAUUUACAGGAAAUUUUACGCUCCUUUGCAACCCUAGAUGUAAGUUUAAGUCAGCUGCAAACUGAUGACUAAGAGCUGAAUAUUGAUCAAAUCCGAGGACAGACGCUUAUAUUAGUCCUGAUCAUCCUCAUAAUUUCACUUGUACUGUAUGUACCGACACAGGACUUGGAACUGUAGCUUCUCCUUUAUACUGUUACUAAAACCUUUAUUUUUGUCUCCUUGCAGGUAAAGCUAAACAGAAAAGAACACCUUGGCAGACGGCAGAGGUUAGAGCAGUAG